AAUCCAUCUCCAUCUCGACUUGUAAUCAACCUCCUUCAGUCAAGGGCGACAACACAGCACAGUACAGCCAGCACGGCCGCACCUACGCCUAGCUCGCCAGACUCACGCACGGCCAUUCGCUCAGGUCCCCGCAGCAAGCCAGCCCAUCAAGUGAGCGAGCGGCCUCUCCCCGCCCCGCCCUCUCGUGCGCGUCAUGUCGCAGCCGGUCAAGCGCCGCGCGGGGUCGUCAUCGGGCCAGACGCCCGAGCAGCCGCAAAAGUACAAGAAGAGGAGUUACGGGCACUCGUGCUUGGUAUGCCGCGAGCGCAAGAUCAAGUGCGAGGGCGGCGAGAACCCACCGUGCAAGCCAUGCCUCGACACGAACACGGUCUGCGAGCAGGUUGAGCGGACGCGCCCGCCAAAGAAGCGUAUGGACGACGAGACGGCAGCCAUGAUGGCCGGGUUCGAGCAGCGUCUGCGGCGGCUCGAAGCGAUGGCCAACGUCGCGUCGGGAAGCAGCAGCGCGCCGCAAGCUGUAGGCAGCUCCAGCGUCGGCAACCCUGGCUUCAACAACAACAACAACAACGUCGGCACCAAGUCGCGCAGCCGCUCGGCGUCGCCUACGCCCGGCACGCACGAGUCGGAGCACGUCCUCCCGAGGCCGCGGUACGACCUCGGUUCCGCCUCGCGACCGGUAUACCAUGGCGAGCUGAGCAUGUUUGACGACUCGGGCACGCGGCCGCGCCAGUCGCGUGCCGGCUCUCCGCUCGGCGUGGCAGGCGGGCAGACGUGGACCGAGGACCGGCUGCGUGCCGCCGCGCGCUUAAGGCAUCGGUACGCGAGCGUCGAGGACGGCGAGGCGUGGAUGGACGCGUACUUUGCCUGGGUCAGCUGCGCGGACGGCAUCGUCCACCGGCCAAUCUUCCUCCGCGAUAUGGCGCUCGAAGGGCCGUACUUCUCCGAGUUUCUGCUGAUUGUCAUCUACAUCGUCGGCAUCAGAUUGUGCUUCGGCAUGGACGACCGCGAGCGCGAGGCCAAGGGAGAGCAGUAUGUCAGCUUGGCGAUGAGCAUGCUCUCGGAAGAGAUCAUGGGACCUGGGCGGAUAACGACGAUUCAGGCCCUCCUCGUGCUCUCGGGACGUCAGAUCGCCGUCGGCACGACCAACCAGGCUUGGAUGCUCCUCGGCAUGGCGAUCCGCAUGAUGCAGGACAUGGGACUCCACCUCCCCGUAUCCGACGACGCAGCGAGUCUGCGCUUGUCGGCCGAGGACCGCGACAUGCGCAACCGCGUGUUCUGGAGUGCAUACAUCUGGGACAAGACCAUGUCGCUGGCACUCGGACGGGAGCCUGGGUUCAGCUGCCGACCAGGGCUGUCCACCGACUCGCUACCACAAGACCCCGACGACAACAUGGAGUGGGAGCCUAUCUUGUGGAAGGGUGCUGUUCUGCCUAAGCCUGGGCCCUACCCACCCACGCUCCUGCUCAAGACAUUCGCGCUACGACACUACGCCCACCUCGCGCUCAUCCUCGAGUCGGUCAUGACCAACAUGUACUCGCCCAACCACGAGAGCCAGCGGUCGCUGUCGUUCAUCCGGUCAGCAGCAGACCAGCUCGACGCGUGGCGCAACAACCUGCCAUCGGCGCUCAAGGUCGAGGGGCCCAACCUGCCAGAGUGGUGUCCUCCGCCCAACGUCAUUCUCAUCAACCUCCUAUACUACACGAUGCGCAUCCUGAUCUACCGGCCGCUGCUCACCGAGAACAGUCGCUCGUCGCUCGCCAUGUCGGCGCUUGGCCACUGCCGUACCGCUGCAACGCGGAUCAACGAGAUCCUCCACCUGUGGUCAAGUUCGUUUGGGCACAACUGUCACCACUACCUCAUCCUCUACUACUGCUUCAUUGCCAGCGGCGUCGACCUGUUCCUCAUCCGCACAGGCAAGGGCCUGAUCCGCGAUGAGGCAUUCGAACGCGUCGAGUUCUCGCUCGAGGUGCUCGAGCAGGCCGCGCACCAAGGACCAUGCAUCCGCCGCGGCAUCGUCAGCAUCCGCACGCAGCUCGAUCGCAUAACGCACGGCGCCGGCUUCUCCAGCAAGCCCGUCGCGGCCGACUCGGUGUCUCCCAGCGUGCCGACUGGCCUCGAGGCGUCCAACUCGACUGGCAGCCUGACGCCAAGCAUGACCCUGUCGCAGCCGAACGCUACAGUGUCGAUGGACAACGGCCUCGCGUGGUUUGGUGACGGCAGUUUCUGGGACCACCAGACGCUGCUCGACAUGCUGCGUGCAGCGCCGACCGACCCUAUCAACACGGAGAUUCCCUUUUCGUUUGUUACCGACCAGCCCGAGCUGUUCCCUCCCUCUACGUUGUAGUCUAGUAG
Molecule: messenger RNA, 2349 nt
Organism: Vanrija pseudolonga
Lineage: Eukaryota; Fungi; Basidiomycota; Tremellomycetes; Trichosporonales; Trichosporonaceae
Product: putative transcriptional regulatory protein
Exons: 9
Coding region: 194-2341 (715 amino acids)
Biological process (GO): DNA-templated transcription; regulation of DNA-templated transcription
Molecular function (GO): DNA binding; DNA-binding transcription factor activity, RNA polymerase II-specific; zinc ion binding
Source: RefSeq, a predicted model, not a curated record